Molecule: messenger RNA, 1794 nt
Organism: Trichoderma breve
Lineage: Eukaryota; Fungi; Ascomycota; Sordariomycetes; Hypocreales; Hypocreaceae
Product: multicopper oxidase domain-containing protein
Exons: 3
Coding region: 1-1794 (597 amino acids)
Molecular function (GO): oxidoreductase activity; copper ion binding
Source: RefSeq, a predicted model, not a curated record
AUGCGCUGUCUGCUAUCCAAUGGCGUCCUUCUCUUCAUCUCAUUGUUCGACCGUGUAAGAGGCGCAGGCGGCCCUCGAAUUCAUGACCUGACCUUUACCCCCAAUCGAGUACUCAGAGUCACAAGAAGAGAAAUUGGCAUCGGAGGCAUCAGAAGAUAUACAACCCUCAUCAAUGACACCAUACCAGGUCCGGAGCUCCAUAUCCCCGAAGACCAAGUUGUCUGGAUCAGAGUGUACAAUGACAUGACAGACGCCAACCUAACCAUGCACUGGCAUGGCCUCGCCCAAGCAGCCGCGCCCUUCUCCGACGGCGCCCCCAUGGGCAGCCAGUGGCCGAUCCCGCCCAUGCAUUACUUUGACUACGAGCUCAAGACGCCCCUAGGAACGGCCGGCACAUACUUUUACCACUCGCACAUCGAUUUCCAGACGAGCACCGCAAACGGCCCGCUGAUUGUCGACGACUCGGGCCCGGCGCCGUACCCCGUCGACGGCGACUGUGUCAUCCACAUCCAGGAGCUGUUCGAGAAGUCAGACAAGGACAUCUCCGACGGCCUGCGCGCGGCGCCAUUCGUCUGGUCCGGCGAAACGGGCGGCUUCCUCAUAAAUGGCGAUACGAUAUCGAACUACCCCGUCGUCGAUCCCGCCUCGGCGAGGCUGUCCGUCAUCGAAGUCGACCCGGGCAAGACAUAUCGCUUCCGCUACGUCGGCGCCACGGGCCUGUCGUACGCGGCACUGGCGUUUGAAAACCACACGAACCUCGAAAUCAUCGAGGCUGAUGGCGAGUACACCAAGCCGUACUCGACGCCGCUGCUGCAGAUCGGGUCGGGCCAGCGCUUCAGCUCUCUUUUCAAGACCAAGACGUGCGCUGAGCUGGCAUUGUUCAAAAAGCUCGACUUUUACUUGCAGAUAGAGUCCCGCGAUAGGCCGAGGAUAAUUGCUAGCUACGCUGUGCUGCGGUAUUCGAAUACCUGCAGUGCGCUGCAGCAUCGCCACUUAUACGGUCGUCAGGUCCCGACGACGACUCUGCCCAGCGAGAGGCCCAUUGAUCUGCCUCCAACGAUCGAGGGCUUCCUCGAUUACAAGCUGGAGCCGCUGGUUCCAAACGACGUUCCUUCGUCUGACGAGGUGAGUCGCCGCAUCUUUGUUUAUUCUCAGCAGCAGAUAGACAAAUACGUCUUCUGGACCGAUAACGGCGUGUCCUGGGCCGACGACAACGUCGGCAGGGAGACCUACACCAUCAGCCCGUCCGAGCCCUACCUAGUAUCCCUAUACAAGAACACGUCCAAGUACUUGCCCGACUACGACGCCUCGAUGGCCAACUAUGGCCUCGACCCAGAAACAAAUACGUAUCCAGCCAAGCUCGGUGAAGUCAUCGAGAUCAUCUUCCAGCAAGUCGGUGCCCGCUCCGAUGACAGCAGGUUUGGAGGCGGCCUCGACACGCAUCCCUGGCACGCCCACGGCGACCACUUCUAUGACAUUGGCGGAGGGCCCGGAGUGUACGAUCCCGAGGUGGCCCAGCAAAGACUUGAGGGUACGCACCCGGUCCGGCGAGACACGACGAUGCUGUUCCGGUACACGACGAAUAAUCCAGGUGUGUGGAUGAUGCAUUGCCAUACACUGCAGCAUAUGAUUAUGGGCAUGCAGACAGUCUGGGUGUUUGGCGAUGCGGAUGAUAUUCUCAAAGUCAAGCAUCCAUAUGUGGAGGGAUACUUGGAGUACGGCGGGAGUGUGAAUGGGAAUGCCACGCACCCUGCUGUAGCCGUACAUUACUUCGAGACGGAUGAUGAAGACUGA